AUGGAGAGUGAUACACAAUCAGUUUUCAGCCAUCAUGCUGCUCCACCCGUUUUUGAUGGCCAAAACUAUCAAGCAUGGGCUGUUAGAAUGAUGGGCUGCUGUAGAAGAAGAUUACGACGUUCAACCGUUGCCUGCAAAUCCAACGGUGGCACAGAUAAAAAAUCACAAGGAGAGAAAGACAAGGAAGUCAAAAGCCAUAUCUUGUCUUUACUCUGCCGUCUCAAGUACCAUUUUUACCAGGAUCAUGAACCUGAAUUCAGCCAAAGCCAUAUGGGAUUAUUAUGGGAUUAUCUCAAAAAGGAGUCAGCCAAGGGCAAUGGCAAUGAAAGAACCAAGAACAUGCAAAUUCUCAACUUGAUUAGAGAAUUUGAGAUGGUAAAGAUGAAGGAGUCGGAAACAAUUAAGGAUUAUUCAGACAAGUUACUAGGCAUUGUCAACAAAGCAAGGCUGUUAGGUAAGGAUUUUUCUGAUGACAGAAUCAUCCAAAAAAUUCUUGUUACUCUUCCUGAGAAAUAUGAGUCAAAAAUCUCUUCAUUAGAGGAGUCUAAGGAUCUGUCAAGCAUAUCCUUGGCAGAGUUGGUUAAUGCUUUGCAGGCUCAGGAGCAAAGAAGAAUAAUGAGAAAAGAAGGAAUUGUGGAGGAUGCUUUGAAGGCUAAAUCUGAAAGUUCAGGAGGCAAAGACAAGAAAUUCAUGGAGAAAUAUAAAAGCAGCAAGUCCAGAAAUUUCAACAAAGGUGCUGACAAAGGUGCUGGAUCACCUUGUACACACUACAAAAAGUCAAACCAUCAGUCUAAGAAGUUGGUGGAGGCCUGA
Messenger RNA from Jatropha curcas, 813 nucleotides. NCBI's taxonomy places the organism in Eukaryota, Viridiplantae, Streptophyta, Magnoliopsida, Malpighiales, Euphorbiaceae. The record is from RefSeq and is a predicted model, not a curated record.